Messenger RNA from Seminavis robusta, 846 nucleotides. NCBI's taxonomy places the organism in Eukaryota, Bacillariophyta, Bacillariophyceae, Naviculales, Naviculaceae. The record is from the annotation of a GenBank genome assembly.
AUGUCAUCAACCCUCGGGGGGUUGCGUCCUUCAAUCCAAUGGCGAGCGGGUGAUAUCGCAAAGUGCAUCACCAUCGUCCUGUCCUUGGCCUUCUUCGCAUGCAUCGUUGAGCACGAGAAGGGACGGAUGCACCUCUUCUCAGAGUCCUACAUUGACGCGGGCUUUUGCAUCGGCAACCGCGAAUUGAGUUGGACGGUUCAAAGUCAUGCCAUUAGCUUUUAUGCCGAUGCCGCCAUGGCCAUGCUCAUGGUUGGCCUCGUCUACUGGGGCCACCAACGCCGAGGUAUGCGCUGGGAGGCACUGUCACCCAUGUUCAAGAAUGCAUUGACGCUGUUGGGACAUGGCUGCGGUCAUUUGUUCUUGGCCAUCAACACGCAACGAGACGAUGCUGCAGCGAAGGCUUUUGAACGCCUGGGCCCAAGGGGAAAGGUGGCGGCCUUUGUGGCGCUGUUGCCCGUCUGGUAUGGUUUCAUGUCAGAUUCCAAACGAAGCAGAGCCAAAACUUUGGUAUUCGCGGUGUUCCACAAUGCUCUCCAAGUCUACGUGGUCCCAACUCGUUUCUUCUUUACUCACGUCUUGAUGGGAGUUCUUUUGAAUUCAGCCUUUCGCAAGUUGGCAAUGCCUCCCCAUCAGAAAGAUCUUUACUACGACUUGGAGGCUUGCCUUGUGGACAUUCCCAUUCUCUUGGCGGCGUUUGGAGAGGCUUUGUUUUGUGACAACUACCUCAUCCACUGGGGUGGACAUGUCUGGUUCGAUAUGGUGGUUCCUGCCAAGUUCAUGGUAUACUUUGCGAUUGUGCUGUGUAGAAGUGAUUCCUACGAACGAGCGCACGAGAAGUCUAAAUGA